AUUUGCACUUUCUUUUCUAUAUUUCUAUUAAUUUCAAAUCUAUUUCAUGUCCUCUAAAAAAAAUUUUUUCAAGUCAGCAAACAAAUAGCUUUUCUUCGACUAGUAGACCAUGAAAAGGAAAAUGAGCCCAUCCUUUUCUGUUUAUUAAAAAAGCUUUUUGGCCUUAUUUCCUAUGUUUCAAAAACAAAUUUUAGAAUAAACACAUUUGGAAGCCAAAUUAGCGAUCAUCGAAAAUGUGUACGAUUAUUUCUGGCCGGAUGUUGAUAGGAAGCAAGUAUCUUUCUCCAUCUUUCCAUUUCCCUUUUUUCAGCCCUGCACUCUUUCAAAAGGUCUCUUCGCAUAUCGUAAGGCCGUAUUGUAUACAGUUAGGUAGAAUUAAGAAACCUCUGCCAGGUUUAAAACUUUUCCAGAAAGUUGUCUCCUGUAUAUAGCUGUGAAUUUGAGUUUAAAAGGAAAUCUUUGUUAGAUAUAUCUUGCAGUUGUUUAGGUAAUAUGGGAUUGGAUUCAUUAGUAAUGGACAAAUUAGAAAAAUACGGAAGAGUUGCAUUAAUUAUGCAGGAGAAAUAAUUCAAUUGUCUAGCUUAACAAACAACAAAAUCCCUCAACAAAUGAUGUACUGCUUAAAUAGCUCUUUAUUUUUAGAUUCGCAUCUUUUCUUUGCGCAAAUAAUUUAACAUAAAGAGGAGUGAAGUAUUGCUGGGCUGGACAGAAACAGAGACAGUUGUAAGAAAAAUUCAACAAUUUGAAAGAAAGAUUUCAAUCAAUCUAUUGUCCAAAUGGGACUUUUCUUGCUCGCGACCUUUCUUCUCAAUAUUUUCUGCUUUGCUUCGAUAAAGUCAGACGAGAAUCAAAGUACAAGCAAAUCUGUUUUCGAAGAAGUGCACAACCCAACUCAGAUAACGACAAGCAUGUUGCAUAAGACCUUCCAUCAAUGCAGCCUUGAUAACACCUGUCGUUACGUUGUUAAGGAUAUCAAGAACCACAUUUUUCAUCGAUUUAGAGAUGAGCAAGAAAUCCCAACCAAGAGAUCAAACUUCGUUAUAUGGUCUAAGAAACAAGCAAGAAGAGGCAUUCAAGGAAAUAUCGCUUAUAAGAAACCGUCCUCGCAUUCAUCCGCUAAUGAAUAUGGUGGAAUUACAUUUGUUGCCAGCUUUGGAAAUGACGGUAACAAAACUGGGGCCUGGCAGCGAUGCAGUAUCACCAAAAAAGAAAUAGUACCCUGGUGGCAGGUGGACCUUACAAGGCAAGCUGCUGUCACAAGUAUCCAAAUAAAAAGUGGCGCAACAUGGGGUCAAGAAAGAAUCAAUCCAUUUGAUAUCAGUGUUGGGGAUGAUAGUUCAAGUGGCGGACGAAACAAUGCGCUUUGCGUAAAAGAUGGAAGGUUGGCAAUCGGUGAAUUGAAAAAGUUUGAUUGUCCAAGGCUUUUUUUGCUUGGUCGGUAUGUGACUGUAUUCUUGAACAGGCAAGAAUAUCUUCAAGUAUGUGAGCUUGAGGUUUACGAACUUCAAACGGAGUUGUUCGUGUAAAGUAUCGUUAUUGGUAAAUUUUAUGUUUUACAAUGAUUAUUCCAUAUAUAUAUAUAUAUGUUUUGCAAAGAGUUCAUAAUGACAUGAUAGCUUAAAAGUGGCUCUGAAAAAAGCAAACAUUAUGAAACAUGUACUCUUCAGAGUAAAACGUUUAACAGUCUUCAGAGUAAAAAUCGUCAGAAAAUAUAUCAAAUAAUUUUCAUAUCUUUCAUUCUUUGCAUUGAUUUUAUAACAUUUGCGCACUUUUUUCUCUUUUACGUCAUCAAAACAUGGAGAAUCUUUGAGAGCCUAUACUGUUUUUUAUUCAACUGGCAAAUACCCAAAUAUUCUUUCAAUGUUAAAAGAUUUGCAUCGAUGCUCCAUGAUGCAUUCAGUCUUAUAUGUUGCUUAUGGGCAAUCCAAAGUACU
This is a messenger RNA of Rhopilema esculentum, 1934 nucleotides long. Its product is annotated as fucolectin-1-like. NCBI's taxonomy places the organism in Eukaryota, Metazoa, Cnidaria, Scyphozoa, Rhizostomeae, Rhizostomatidae. The record is from RefSeq and is a predicted model, not a curated record.